This is a messenger RNA of Drosophila obscura, 679 nucleotides long. It is a transcript of the gene Acp65Aa, whose product is annotated as endocuticle structural protein SgAbd-6. Gene Ontology annotation, molecular function: structural constituent of chitin-based larval cuticle. The record is from RefSeq and is a predicted model, not a curated record. Gene Ontology annotation, cellular component: chitin-based extracellular matrix. The coding region runs from base 96 to 410 and encodes 104 amino acids. NCBI's taxonomy places the organism in Eukaryota, Metazoa, Arthropoda, Insecta, Diptera, Drosophilidae. The transcript has 2 exons.
GGCAGUAUAAAAUGCAGUGGAUGGCAAUGCAUCGCCACCAUUAGACAGUCGGUAGUUUGUCCAUCCGCAGUUGAACGCUAAGAGAAUCGCGCAAAAUGAUGAAACUGAUGCUAGUCGUUGGAUUUAUGGCCCUGAUCGCCCUGGCCACCGCCCGUCCCCAGAACGAUGUGGAGGUGCUGGAGUACGAGUCGGAAAACAUUGGCAUUGGCGGCUACAAGUUCAGCUAUAAGCUCAGCGAUGGCACAACCCGCUCCGAGGAGGGUACGGUCAAUAAUGCUGGCACCGAAAACGAAUCCAUAUCCAUACGCGGCUCCGUCAGUUGGGUGGCACCCGACGGUCAGACAUACACCAUCAAUUUUGUGGCCGAUGAGAAUGGCUUCCAGCCAGAGGGCGCCCAUCUGCCCAAAUAGGAUGAUGUUGAUUAGCCACAAUGGAAGAUGAUCCUGUAAAUACACAACCAGUCCCCCAUCCUGUAUCCUGCAUCCUGCAUCCCCAUCUGUUUUCCCGCCACCAUAGGACGAGCCAUAGCCAUAGGACGAGAGUGAAGGAGGUGCUGUGCCGUGCUGUGCCGUGCCAGUGUCCUCUCAGUUAGUAAGUCGAUCAGUCAGUCAAGUCAGUGUCGUGCAUUGUUUUCUCUAUUUUGUUACUCGCAUUAAAGCCGAACUUUCGUUUAUCGAAA